Molecule: messenger RNA, 924 nt
Organism: Daldinia loculata
Lineage: Eukaryota; Fungi; Ascomycota; Sordariomycetes; Xylariales; Hypoxylaceae
Exons: 2
Coding region: 1-924 (307 amino acids)
Cellular component (GO): mitochondrion
Source: RefSeq, a predicted model, not a curated record
AUGAAAAACGACGUCGGCGUCGAAAAGCCGCUGGUCAAUCCGGCAUCGCCAUCGCCAAUCCCGCUCCCGGGCAAAGACAUGCCCUCGUCCGGGCUGCAACAGCGAUGGAACACGAAGAACAUAGGCUUAAGACUAGGCGCCGACUUAACAAGCGCCGCAUGUGCUGCGUCGAUGGUCGCGCCUCUCAUAUCCAUUAUUGACAGGAACGUUGCUAGUUUCCCAUCCAUAAUGGAAAACGCAUCCGGGCGGAACACCCUCGCCAACAGCCUCCGGGCCUCUUUCCAGAUGCUUCUUCUUCGCCCUCAUACCAUGCUUUUCUCCAAGCCCGUCGCUUUGAUAUUCAUGCUAUACGGAGGCACGUACUGGACUGCGAACACGCUGGAUACCGCAACUUCGACAGCGCUGAACAAACCCGCUACGCACGUCACGACCGGGACGGCCAAGUUCGCCGCGUCGAGCGCUGCCAAUGUCGGGCUCUGCGUUUACAAAGACCAGGUUUUCGUCAAGAUGUUCGGGCCGGGUGGACCGCCGCGCCCUGUGCCUAUGCCGAGCUACGUGCUAUUCACGCUGCGCGACUGUCUCACAAUCUUCGCCUCCUUCAACGUACCGCCACUUCUCGGGCCUAUACUUAACGAGCGCAUGGGCACUGAACUGCAGAAGAAAGUCAGCGGAACCACCAUCGCCCAAUUCGCCGCUCCCGCCGCUGUCCAGCUGUUCUCGACGCCUGUGCAUCUACUCGGCCUCGACAUGUACAACCGGCCAGGGAUGGGGGGCCUCGUGUCCUGGCGCGACCGAUGGAUGCAAGUCCGGAAGAACUGGGCGAUAAGUGCUGUGGCGAGGAUAUGCAGGAUCGUCCCCGCAUUCGGGCUAGGAGGGACGGUGAACACAAAGGUACGAAGAAAUCUCAUGGAGAAGCUCGCUUGA